Messenger RNA from Carassius auratus (goldfish), 6355 nucleotides. Its product is annotated as band 4.1-like protein 1. NCBI's taxonomy places the organism in Eukaryota, Metazoa, Chordata, Actinopteri, Cypriniformes, Cyprinidae. Gene Ontology annotation, cellular component: plasma membrane; cytoskeleton. Gene Ontology annotation, biological process: actomyosin structure organization; cortical actin cytoskeleton organization. The record is from RefSeq and is a predicted model, not a curated record. Bases 336 to 4268 code for a protein of 1310 amino acids. The transcript has 24 exons. Gene Ontology annotation, molecular function: actin binding; structural molecule activity.
AGCGCAUUCGUGAUGAUGAAAUCUGUGCGUGUUCAGUUGAGCGCGGCUCUCUCAGCGGUGAGGAAGGAGUUUGGUGUAUUCCAGCACGCAUACGCCCCCUACCCUCCUCUCCUCCUCCUCCUCCUCCUCCUCUUCUUCUCUUCUCCUCUCCUCUCCUCUCAUCCACCCGAGAGAGCUGCUCUCCCCCCUCCGCUCAUUCAUCCUCUCGGACAGGCUCCAUCCUUUGACGGGGAGCAGAAGCAGCAGGGCGGUGGCAAUCGCAAGCCCUCAAUGCUCGGCAUUUGGACGGAAAUCCGCGCGUCAAACCUGGAGAGACAGGACUGCAAGUGAUUGCUAUGUCAGAGAAAAGUUCAGCCGCAAAGAAUACAGCAGACGGAGGUUAUACGGAUCACGAUUCAAAGAUGUCGGAUGAGCACAGAGACACGGAUGACUCGUCGGAAAAAACGCCUAGUAGGAUGUCCAGAUCCCCGCAGAAAUCCUCCAAAAGACCAAAGACUGCACCUGUGAAAGUCACACUGCUUGAUGGAUCUGCCUAUGAGACUGGGGUGGAGAAGCUCUGUAAAGGACAGGUGUUACUGGAUAUGGUGUGUGAACAUCUCAACCUCCUGGAGAAGGACUACUUUGGCCUAACUUUCAGUGACACGGAGAGCCAAAAGAAUUGGCUGGAUCCUUCAAAAGAAAUCAAGAAACAAAUCCGCAUGGGUCCGUGGCAUUUCUCCUUUGCUGUCAAAUUCUACCCUCCAGAUCCGUCUCAGCUGAUUGAAGACAUCACACGGUAUUACCUGUGUCUGCAGCUGAGGGAGGACAUACUGUCAGGUCGUCUGCCCUGCUCGUUCGUCACUCAUGCUCUGCUGGGCUCGUAUGCUGUUCAGGCUGAGCUGGGAGACUAUGACCCAGAGGAACACGGGCCAGACUACAUCAGCGAGUUCCGCUUCGCCCCCAAUCAGACCCGUGAGCUGGAGGAGAGGGUGAUGGAGCUGCACCGCACCUACAGGGGCAUGAGUCCUGCAGAGGCUGAAAUCAACUUCCUGGAGAAUGCCAAGAAACUCUCCAUGUAUGGCGUUGAUCUUCAUCACGCUAAGGACUCUGAAGGCAUUGACAUCAUGUUGGGGGUGUGUGCCAGUGGCCUCUUGAUCUAUAGAGACCGGCUGCGUAUCAACCGAUUCGCCUGGCCCAAGAUCCUUAAAAUAUCCUACAAGAGAAGCAACUUCUACAUCAAAAUCCGACCUGGAGAGGUAGAGAAAAAGUAUGAGCAGUUUGAGAGCACCAUUGGCUUCAAGCUGCCCAACCACCGUGCCUCUAAGCGCUUGUGGAAAGUCUGCAUUGAACAUCACACAUUUUUCAGGUUGGUCUCUCCUGAGCCUCCUCCCAAAGGCUUUCUUGUGAUUGGCUCAAAAUUCCGCUACAGUGGGCGGACCCAAGCCCAGUCUCGCCAGGCCAGUGCUUUGAUUGACAGGCCAGCUCCUCAAUUUGAACGAUCAAUUAGUAGGAGGUACCUGCUGUCCCGCAGCAUAGAUGGAGAGUCUGCAUUAGGGGACACUUUGGACCGACUCUCCCAGCACACCUCCAGUGAGCCUGUGCAUAGCCUUCCCAGAGAUGAGCUGGACCAGGACUACCUUGAGCCCAGUCUGGAUCAGGAGCUGGACCAAGAUCACGAACAACCUGAAGACCAGCAACUUGAAAGUGACUCCACUCCAUCUAAGACUGUGGAGCUCAAGAGGGAGGAGGCAGGCUCUCCUGUAGACUCUAAGACGGAGUUGGACCAGGACUUGCCCCUACGUCCUAAACAGGAGCAGUUCCUGGAUAAACCAGAGGAUGUGUUGCAGAAACAUCAAGCCAGCAUCAAUGAACUGAAAAGAGCGCUGAGAGAGCCCAACAGCAAACUGGUCCACAGAGAGAAACGUCUCUCUGGAGCCUCAUCUGGUAGCACUCCGGAGAAAAAAUCUGCCUCAGAGGAUUCCGUAUUGAUUGAGAAGCAAGAAGGUUGUCAAAGAAACCUGCCCCUCACUAAAAACGAUGAAAAGAGCAGGAGUCCUAGGGUAGCUUCAUUAGCCACUGGAUUCGACAAAGAGACAGAAGGCGAAACGAGAGAGAAAACCAUCGCCACACACAGUGACAUAAGAAUAAAACAAAGUGUAGCAAAAAGGAACUCAACAGAAACCAUCCUAUCACCAGAGAAGCCCCUGAGAAAUCGCGCUAAAAGCCCUGGUUUAAGGUACAACCAUUUCCAGGGUGCCAGUUCUUUGGAGGAGAAACCAUUUGAUAAUGGGCACCCUCGGGACAGAUCCUUGUCAGAGAAUGUCAUUCAUACAAACGGAUGCAAUGAAUAUGAAACAGAGAGAAUUUGGUGCAAUAAAAAGUACAUGGGAGUAACCAAUAGAGAAGACAACACCACAAAUCAAGACUUGCCAAGGUAUGUAGUGAGAAGCUUCAGAGAGGCUUCUCCCAAUGCAGCCAUAGAUAAAUAUAUGAGAGAUCAAUAUAAUGAAAACCGGUGUGGUAUAUAUAUGAGAGAUCAAUAUAAUGAAAACCGGUGGGAGAGACAAUCCUGUGAAACAGAAGCAAAAUACACCAGAGCUACCUUACAGAAGCAAACAUCUAAUCCGGAUUCCAAGAGUAAAAGCUCAAUAAUCCAGAGACAUGAUUCUACUGCAAGCGACUCAUCACAGUCUGAGGUGAAACGAAUUGUUCCACUGAAGCCUGAGAGGUCAAAGAAGUUGAAAGGCAGUAAAGGAGCCAAGCUGCAAGGACAACCAAAUGAAAAAAGCAUUUCAGGAUCAUUUGAUCAAAGUGAAGAUACCAAGUCUAAGGUAGAGCAAGUUGGGUUUGAGAAUGCCCUGGACAGCUUGUCACAGCUCAAAAACUCUGCAGUUGUAGAAGGCACUGGAACUUUUGCCAAGCACGACUGGGCAAGUAAUUGUCACAAUAGGGAAGUCCGAGAAUAUAGCCGUCAGUCUCUUCAAGACAGGCCCCAAUUAAGGGAUCUCAAGAACAAUGCAGACCACAGACUUAGUAUAGAACAAGAUCAGUUUCUUUUUGAAGAUCCACUGUUUAUGUUUGACUUUCCAACCAAUUCAGCAUUUCCAGCUUUUGACCAGAUUCCCCCUUUAUACCCACCUGUAAAAUCCCAGUGGGCAAGAGAUACACGUACCAAACCGAUCACCAAAAGCGAUUCUGGCAACAGUCUUCACAAGAGCUCCACAAUGGAAUCUUCCAAGAGGAAACCAGUGGAGUCCCUUCCCACUCCAGCAAUUCAUGCGGAGCCUCAGGAGGAAGCCCAGAGAGAUCUCUGGGAGAGGCACUUGGGAUCGUUGUCGGAAGAUGAUCCUGAUCCUGACACUCUGUACCUGAAGGAGACCCACCUGGGCAUUGAGCGCAAAUGCUCGAGUAUCACUGUUAGCUCAACGUCCAGUCUGGAGGCUGAGGUGGACUUCACUGUGCUCAUGGACUUCCAAACGGGUAUCGAGGAAUUUUCUAGAGGCAUGACUGAGCUGGGGGAGAAAGACUUCUCACCUGAGUUUGGCCUCUCUGACCGUACCACCCAUCCAGCCUUUAUACUGGGAGCAGAUCCUAUCUACUUUCCAGAGGAGAGACCCGAAGAAGUACAGAGGCCCAUAGAGAAACCAAAGCCUGUUGUAGAACACAAGGCACAGGAGGAACGUAAACCGGAGCCUUUUGUACCUAAGAAAGCUCCGCGGUCGGUGAAAGCUGCCCAAGCCCUGAGGAAAGACUCUACAGAACAAGCUAAUACCCAGUUGAUGAGACGGGAGAGCUUGGAGUCACCCCCAUUCCAUCCUCUCAGCAGAGAGAGCAGUGAAAUCAUUGCCUCCCAAGCUCUUAGGAAGACCGAGGUCAAGAUCGAGACGCAGCCCAAUGGCUCUGAGGUCACCACAACCAUAAUGGAGAUUGCAGACCCGGACCAUGGUAUCAGCAGUUUGCGAGAGGCCACAUACUCUAUGACGGAGAGAAUCUCUCCUGUGAACCUGGGAUCAUUAGCUAGAGAUGGCUCUCCUCUAAUGGUAACCGAGAACGUAACGUCAGCCACUACAACUCAUGUUACUAAGACGGUGAAGGGAGGCUACUCGGAGACAAGAAUUGAAAAGAGGAUCAUCAUUACUGGUGAUGAUGAUGUUGAUCAAGAUCAGGCGCUUGCCAUGGCAAUAAAAGAAGCCAAGCAACAGCACCCUGACAUGUUGGUUACCAAGGCGGUGGUUGUCAGGGAAACAGAAUCUUCCACUCAAGAUCCACAUGAGGAAUCGAAGUCCUGAUCUCCUCAGUUCUCAGGAUUUCAACAGGAAGCAAGUGUUCCUCAACGACUGCCAGUGGGUCGCCAACAUCUACAGACCUCUUAUUCUAAGCUUCUAGCUUCCACUUACAUACACCACACUAACACUUACACAUGCACACAAACACAUGCUGCCUCCCAGAUGUCGGAACCUAUUCCUUCUCAUGUAAUUUCUAUUUUGUGUCUACAUUCGCUGUGGUAACAUGGACAUACUGGUUGAGGAGGCACACGGUCUCCUUGGCGGAGGACUGCUAAGGAAGGACAGACUCAUCACAUCAAUCAGACGAUUUAGCCGCCAUUGUAGUCUCUUGCUUUUUCUUCACGAAUGUGAAAACUAACCAAGCGUACUAUCGACAGCCCGAUGCUAACAUCAAGCAUGAGGCAUGGGGCUUUUGGAUGAACAUUGCUGAAGAUUUAGCGUAGUGGAGUGACAGUAGUAUCUAUUGAGUAGUUUUUCUAGGGUUCAUUGAGAUAUAACACAGAUCUUUUUGCAAAUACUGAACUGUAGGGAAAAGCCUAGCUAGCGUACAUACAGUAUGUCGUGCUUCUCUGAUCAACAAAUGUUAUGUUGCUGAAUGUUAAAUUCUGAAUCUCAUCUGCAUGUGGCAAAGCAGGGUUUCAAAUGUUUUCAUAUACAACAACUGGUUCAGUGUCGUUACAAACCAGAGAGGAAAAUGAGAGACUGUAUUACUGUAUGAUUGUCAAACCUUUUGACAGUCCCCUUAAAAGUAUUAAUUUCCAUAUUAUAAAUAAUAUGGAGAUAGUGGGCUUUUCCCCCCUGAUUUUAUUAUUAUUAUUUUAAUUAUUCUAGAAAGUUGUGUUUGUUUUAUUUAAGGAGCCCUUACAUAUGCUCAUUAGAUUUCAAGAAAAGAGGCAAAUGAAAAGCGCCAAUUUACAGUACAAACUUUUCAGGGAACCAAUUGUAAUCAAACUUUAGAUUUUAGAUUCGAAAUAUCCCCAAGUGUGACAUAAAUUAAAAAAUGCACGACACAAAAAGUCAAACGUUCGCUUGUUGAAUGCUCUAUUUCAUGUCCUAAACAUAUUGUUAAACUGUGAAAACGUCCAAAGAAACCAAACCUAAUUUGAGUUCAGUACAUGCUGACACACUUGCAUAAUCAAUCAAUGUGUUAUGUGCAUGUAUAUUUAAAAUUUAAGCAUUUGAAGAAAAUUCUAUUCAGAAACUAGAAUUAUUUUCCAAGCCAAUAUUUAACAAAUUCCUGCUCUAUAUGUUUGAAACUUUUGUGAUAAAAAAAAAAAAAACUGUUACUUCCCACACAAUGCUGUGCCAAUGAACUAAUGAUUUUUAAACGCUGUUGAAAUGGUUCUGAUUUGUUAGAUAUGAGACGUUUUUAUGUGUAAAUGUCAUGAGCCUGUGGUUUUCAGUGAAGCGUGACCCUUGAGCCAUGAUUCUCUUUACAAACGUUCCUCUGUAAAAGCAGUAGAAAUCCUGGAUGACACAGGACAUAUAUGUGUUCUAGUAUUGAACGGACGAAUGAGCUUCGAAUUGUGUGUAUUGCCAAAUUUAAAACUUUACAGGAUGAAAGAAGAUCAGGACAGCUCUUAACAACCUUUGCUAACACGGUGAAGGCUUGUUCUUGUGUAACUAAUGCAUUUGUUCAGGACUGUGCACUAUGUGAAAAUAAUAACACUUUACACAACCUGCAGAUAUCAGAAGGGGAAUCUGUAUACGUCAUACUUCCAACAUGAUCAGUCACUGAUUUUUGAGGAUAUGUGAGCUCUUUUUGAAUAUAAAGAAGUGCCAUGCAAAGGUUGAUAGUUGGAUUCCUAAUCAACCGCAGCAUUCUUACGCCAGCCCAUUUGCUAAGCCAAUGACAAAGUUUUGUCUCUUUAGAAGGCAAUGCUCUUGUUUAAACGCUGUAUGUUGCAUUUAAGAUUUGGAGGAAAACAAGAUAAGCUUAGAAAAGUACUCUUAGCAUCAAUUCCCCUGAGAUUCCACCUGCAGACACUUAUGUUUACAAUGCUAUCCUCUACUUUCUACUGCUUGGUUUUGUGUGUUUGCUGUACAGUGUUCGAAAUAAAUCAGAUCCAUCCAUGUGGUCAAGUUUGCUA